AUGGGUGUAAUAGGAUUUCAAUUUUUAUUAAUAUGGUCAGAUAUAUUAUCAAUUAUUUUAUGGUCUUUAUACCUAUUAUUUACAAUAUUUAUGUUUUUAAAAGUUUCAUUUGGAGGCUAUGGUAAUUCAACAAUAUAUAAAUUACCAAUUAUAGGUAAUCUAUCAGAACAAAAGGCAAAAUUAAGAUCACAGGAAUAUUCAAGAUAUUUUAAAUACCAUGAAGAUUUAUUUAUUAAAGAAUUAAGAGAACAUAAACAAGCAUUAAUUCAUCAAUCAAAUUUAAAUAGAAAUAAUAAUAAUAGUAAUAAUGUAAAUAAUAAUGGCCAUCAAAGAAUUAAUUCAAAUUCAAGUAGUGUAGUGAUGAGUGGUGAUGUUGAAUCAAUGUUAAAUAGCAGUGGAAGUAAUAGUAGUAUUUAUUCUGAUGUUCAAAAUGAUAUUGGCACCAAUGAGGAAUAA
Molecule: messenger RNA, 456 nt
Organism: Dictyostelium discoideum AX4
Lineage: Eukaryota; Evosea; Eumycetozoa; Dictyosteliales; Dictyosteliaceae
Exons: 2
Coding region: 1-456 (151 amino acids)
Cellular component (GO): membrane
Source: RefSeq, a predicted model, not a curated record